GAUUGUUGCCACCAAAGGAUCAACGGUGCUGAGAUCCGCAUUGGAAAUUCCCUCAGUGACAAUGGCAACGCUAAUCCAAGAUGCACUGUUAUCUCAUCUAUCCCAGCCGGCACCUCCAAAACCUUUGUGUGUAAUGGAAUGGAAGGCCGUUAUGUAAACAUUGUGAUUCCUGGAAGAAAGGAAUAUCUGACACUGUGUGAGGUAGAAGUUAGUGGUGAACCUUCAGCUACCACUGAUACGAAUAUUGCCAGAAUUGGACAAGUGACCCAGUCUUCACUGUAUGGGAAAGCUGUCCCUGAAAGGGCCAUUGAUGGAAAUCGUGCUAGCAACUGGGGACAGAGCUCCUGUGCCUGCACACGGAAUGAUCGCAAACCAUGGUGGAGACUGGACCUUCUGAAGUCGUAUAAAAUUAACACUGUCACCAUCACCAACAGAAAGGAUUGUUGCCCCAAUAGGAUCAAUGGAGCUGAGAUCCGCAUCGGAAAUUCCCUCAGUGACAAUGGCAACGCUAAUCCCAGAUGCACUGUUAUCUCAUCUAUCCCAGCCGGCACCUCCAAAACCUUUGUGUGUAAUGGAAUGGAAGGCCGUUAUGUAAACAUUGUGAUUCCUGGAAGAAAGGAAUAUCUGACACUGUGUGAGGUAGAAGUUAGUGGUGAACCUUCAGCUACCACUGAUACGAAUAUUGCCAGAAUUGGACAAGUGACCCAGUCUUCACUGUAUGGGAAAGCUGUCCCUGAAAGGGCCAUUGAUGGAAAUCGUGCUAGCAACUGGGGACAGAGCUCCUGUGCCUGCACACGGAAUGAUCGCAAACCAUGGUGGAGACUGGACCUUCUGAAGUCGUAUAAAAUUAACACUGUCACCAUCACCAACAGAAAGGAUUGUUGCCCCAAUAGGAUCAAUGGAGCUGAGAUCCGCAUCGGAAAUUCCCUCAGUGACAAUGGCAACGCUAAUCCCAGAUGCACUGUUAUCUCAUCUAUCCCAGCCGGCACCUCCAAAACCUUUGUGUGUAAUGGAAUGGAAGGCCGUUAUGUAAACAUUGUGAUUCCUGGAAGAAAGGAAUAUCUGACACUGUGUGAGGUAGAAGUUAGUGGUGAACCUUCAGCUACCACUGAUACGAAUAUUGCCAGAAUUGGACAAGUGACCCAGUCUUCACUGUAUGGGAAAGCUGUCCCUGAAAGGGCCAUUGAUGGAAAUCGUGCUAGCAACUGGGGACAGAGCUCCUGUGCCUGCACACGGAAUGAUCGCAAACCAUGGUGGAGACUGGACCUUCUGAAGUCGUAUAAAAUUAACACUGUCACCAUCACCAACAGAAAGGAUUGUUGCCCCAAUAGGAUCAAUGGAGCUGAGAUCCGCAUCGGAAAUUCCCUCAGUGACAAUGGCAACGCUAAUCCCAGAUGCACUGUUAUCUCAUCUAUCCCAGCCGGCACCUCCAAAACCUUUGUGUGUAAUGGAAUGGAAGGCCGUUAUGUAAACAUUGUGAUUCCUGGAAGAAAGGAAUAUCUGACACUGUGUGAGGUAGAAGUUAGUGGUGAACCUUCAGCUACCACUGAUACGAAUAUUGCCAGAAUUGGACAAGUGACCCAGUCUUCACUGUAUGGGAAAGCUGUCCCUGAAAGGGCCAUUGAUGGAAAUCGUGCUAGCAACUGGGGACAGAGCUCCUGUGCCUGCACACGGAAUGAUCGCAAACCAUGGUGGAGACUGGACCUUCUGAAGUCGUAUAAAAUUAACACUGUCACCAUCACCAACAGAAAGGAUUGUUGCCCCAAUAGGAUCAAUGGAGCUGAGAUCCGCAUCGGAAAUUCCCUCAGUGACAAUGGCAACGCUAAUCCCAGAUGCACUGUUAUCUCAUCUAUCCCAGCCGGCACCUCCAAAACCUUUGUGUGUAAUGGAAUGGAAGGCCGUUAUGUAAACAUUGUGAUUCCUGGAAGAAAGGAAUAUCUGACACUGUGUGAGGUAGAAGUUAGUGGUGAACCUUCAGCUACCACUGAUACGAAUAUUGCCAGAAUUGGACAAGUGACCCAGUCUUCACUGUAUGGGAAAGCUGUCCCUGAAAGGGCCAUUGAUGGAAAUCGUGCUAGCAACUGGGGACAGAGCUCCUGUGCCUGCACACGGAAUGAUCGCAAACCAUGGUGGAGACUGGACCUUCUGAAGUCGUAUAAAAUUAACACUGUCACCAUCACCAACAGAAAGGAUUGUUGCCCCAAUAGGAUCAAUGGAGCUGAGAUCCGCAUCGGAAAUUCCCUCAGUGACAAUGGCAACGCUAAUCCCAGAUGCACUGUUAUCUCAUCUAUCCCAGCCGGCACCUCCAAAACCUUUGUGUGUAAUGGAAUGGAAGGCCGUUAUGUAAACAUUGUGAUUCCUGGAAGAAAGGAAUAUCUGACACUGUGUGAGGUAGAAGUUAGUGGUGAACCUUCAGCUACCACUGAUACGAAUAUUGCCAGAAUUGGACAAGUGACCCAGUCUUCACUGUAUGGGAAAGCUGUCCCUGAAAGGGCCAUUGAUGGAAAUCGUGCUAGCAACUGGGGACAGAGCUCCUGUGCCUGCACACGGAAUGAUCGCAAACCAUGGUGGAGACUGGACCUUCUGAAGUCGUAUAAAAUUAACACUGUCACCAUCACCAACAGAAAGGAUUGUUGCCCCAAUAGGAUCAAUGGAGCUGAGAUCCGCAUCGGAAAUUCCCUCAGUGACAAUGGCAACGCUAAUCCCAGAUGCACUGUUAUCUCAUCUAUCCCAGCUGGCACCUCCAAAACCUUUGUGUGUAAUGGAAUGGAAGGCCGUUAUGUAAACAUUGUGAUUCCUGGAAGAAAGGAAUAUCUGACACUGUGUGAGGUAGAAGUUAGUGGUGAACCUUCAGCUACCACUGAUACGAAUAUUGCCAGAAUUGGACAAGUGACCCAGUCUUCACUGUAUGGGAAAGCUGUCCCUGAAAGGGCCAUUGAUGGAAAUCGUGCUAGCAACUGGGGACAGAGCUCCUGUGCCUGCACACGGAAUGAUCGCAAACCAUGGUGGAGACUGGACCUUCUGAAGUCGUAUAAAAUUAACACUGUCACCAUCACCAACAGAAAGGAUUGUUGCCCCAAUAGGAUCAAUGGAGCUGAGAUCCGCAUCGGAAAUUCCCUCAGUGACAAUGGCAACGCUAAUCCUAGAUGCACUGUUAUCUCAUCUAUCCCAGCCGGCACCUCCAAAACCUUUGUGUGUAAUGGAAUGGAAGGCCGUUAUGUAAACAUUGUGAUUCCUGGAAGAAAGGAAUAUCUGACACUGUGUGAGGUAGAAGUUAGUGGUGAACCUUCAGCUACCACUGAUACGAAUAUUGCCAGAAUUGGACAAGUGACCCAGUCUUCACUGUAUGGGAAAGCUGUCCCUGAAAGGGCCAUUGAUGGAAAUCGUGCUAGCAACUGGGGACAGAGCUCCUGUGCCUGCACACGGAAUGAUCGCAAACCAUGGUGGAGACUGGACCUUCUGAAGUCGUAUAAAAUUAACACUGUCACCAUCACCAACAGAAAGGAUUGUUGCCCCAAUAGGAUCAAUGGAGCUGAGAUCCGCAUCGGAAAUUCCCUCAGUGACAAUGGCAACGCUAAUCCCAGAUGCACUGUUAUCUCAUCUAUCCCAGUCGGCACCUCCAAAACCUUUGUGUGUAAUGGAAUGGAAGGCCGUUAUGUAAACAUUGUGAUUCCUGGAAGAAAGGAAUAUCUGACACUGUGUGAGGUGGAAGUUGUCGGGGAAGAGUCAGAUAAUUCCAUUGAAUAUGGUUGUGACUGGGUCUGAAACAAUUACUCAUAUAAUUUUCUUAUUACCAGUUAAUUUUAAAGCUAACAGAUGCAUAUUUCCUCUUAAUUUCUUUUAAUGAUGAACACAAGGGUGAGGGAUUAAUUAUCAGAGAUAUCCUCUAAACUUUUCAUGUUGGUGGGAUUUUCAGUAAUUUUUGUAUUGAAUUGUGCAAGGUAGGUCAUCAAAGCCAUUUAAUGAGGCAGUUGAAUGAUGAUGUGAUUUAAAAUUAAACCGUUAUCACGUGCUCAGAUUUCAUACCAUUUCAUAGCGUUAGUAUUCCAAUAUUGAUAGUUUAUAAUGGCAGGAUUUUACUGGACCCUUCCACCAAGAAAUCCAUCAAUUACCUUUUUGCAAAUCUGUCAU
Thunnus maccoyii (southern bluefin tuna) is the source of this 4131-nucleotide messenger RNA. RefSeq lists its product as uncharacterized. Lineage: Eukaryota; Metazoa; Chordata; Actinopteri; Scombriformes; Scombridae. Bases 139 to 3765 code for a protein of 1208 amino acids. The record is from RefSeq and is a predicted model, not a curated record. The transcript has 18 exons.